AUGAUUAAAGAAUUAAAAAAUGCGGUAAAGGAUUAUGGAAUUACCAGCCACUACUCCAGAGGACUUCUUAAUUCUCUAGCGGGUGCCUAUCAACUGCUACCACAGGAUUGGAAAGACUUGGCUCGGAUGUUGCUUAAUGGAACCCAGUAUGUGGUGUUUGAGUCCGAGUACAAAAGGAAAGCCAUGAAUAGGGCGACACGGCCGGGAGCCCAGUGGACCAUGGAACAAUUAUUUAGGGAGGGUGCCUUUGCCACACUCCUCACCCAGGCGCAGGCCUUAACACCCCUUGCUUUUUCGUUUGUCAACGAAUGUGUAAUGGCUGCCUUGUCCCGUGUAGAUGAAUCUGGUACCCCGAUUCAAUCCUUUUCUGCCAUAAAACAAACUGCAACCGAAUCUUAUUCCGAUUUUAUUAACCGCCUACAAAAGGCAGUGGAGAGACAAAUUUCUAACAAGGAAGCAGCUGCUGAAAUUCUUAUGAAAUUGGCAUUUGAACAUGCAAACGCGGACUGCCAGUCUGUCCUUAAACCUUUGGCAUCCUGCCUGGCGCCAACCCUUGCUGAUUAUCUCAAGGCUUGUUGCUCCCUCCUGGCGGAGUUUUUCCGCAUCUUCGAAAGCUACAAUUUCACCAGCGGUGUCAUCUCCCUGCGUGAGGGCCGGUUGCUCCCUCUCCCCGAUUUCCUGUUAUCCGACGCUGGUCAGAAAUUCAAGGUGGGCCCUAUCAACCUCCAGGAUCCCUUUGAGCUGAGCCACAAUGUUGCAGCCAACGUCAACGAAAAGACGGCGCUGCGCCUUCAGCGGAGCUGCCAAGACGCCGCCAAAUACUGCCGGAGUUUGCAAUACCAGCGUAAAUCCAGCAAGGGGAAGAGCUGGGGCCUGGUUCGUCUCUUCCAGCCCGGCAGCUCCCAAGCCCCAGAACACCUGGUCAUCCUCCUCCCUUUAACGCCGGCCACACAAUCCCGCUCGGAAUUGCAUCCGAGCAGGGAUUCCUCCCAGCUCCCGUUUCGGAGGGUGUGCGCAGGCAUCUCGUACGUCCUGCAGCAUGUGUUGAAAUGCAGCUGCUCGGAGAAUCCGCAGGGACCCGGAGACGAUGGGGAAUCCUUCGGCAGCGAUCCGGAGGAGGAUCACCUGAAAACGAAAACCGAACAAUUGUCGGUGGGUUCCAAGCGAUCUCUGGAUCUAGAAGACGCCGCGUUGGGGGCUCCCCCUGCGAAGAAAUCACGGAUGGAGGUUUCGCUUCCCGACACGGAAAGUGUGAGCUGGGACUGCGCCGCCUGGCACCGCGUCUGGUUAGGAAGACGGCGGGUCCGGCGACAGUUCAGCAGCCCGCAAGCGGAUCCCAAAACAUCCGCUGAUCCCUUAGAGCUGGAAGGCAAAGUAUCCGAGGCGAUUUCCCAACAAGAGGGGCAGACUAGGCCAGUCGAUCCGCUGUUCGGAUUCAACGUUUGCGCCACGAUCAAAGACGGGGGUUCCGGGGAACAGGAUCCCCAAGUCAACCUCAAUUUCACUCCAGACCCUGAACAGGGAGGAGUUUUCCAAGAUUUUUUUCAUUUCCUGCAAUGUUUCCUGCCCCGAAUGGUUGAGCAGUACCUGGCCACCAAGCAGCCUCCAGACCUCUGUCCCCCGGAAGAAAAAUCUUCUCCUCCAGUGGGGGACAUUUGAAAAUUCUGUAUUUAGAUAAACGUUUCCCCCUUUUCUGACUGUUGGCGAGAAUAAAAGAAAUUGC
Molecule: messenger RNA, 1723 nt
Organism: Thamnophis sirtalis
Lineage: Eukaryota; Metazoa; Chordata; Lepidosauria; Squamata; Natricidae
Source: RefSeq, a predicted model, not a curated record